AUGAAGGCCCUUGUCUUCCUUUUUGUCCUAGGAACUGCUGUUGCCUUCCCCAGUAAAAAUGUUGAAAGAAUCAUAGGAGGAAAGAACUGUGCGAGGAACUCAGUAACCUACCACGUGUAUAUAGCUACGGACGACUCAAUGUGUGGUGGUUCCCUCAUUAGUGACCAGUGGGUACUUUCAGCUGCUCACUGCUACAAUUUCCAAAUGCAGGUGAUCUUGGGCACCUACAACCUUGAUGCCCUUGAGGGCACUGAGCAAAUCAUCAACUCUGCUAAGGUGAUCCGCCACCCCAGCUACAAUGAUGGGGAUACCAACCAUGACAUUAUGCUGAUUAAACUGACUAAGUCUGCCACCCUCAACUCUCAUGUGUCUACAAUCCCCCUGCCCACUUCCUGUGUGGCUGCUGGCACUAACUGCCUCAUCUCUGGCUGGGGCAAAACUCAGAUCAGUCUCUGGGAGUGGCUUGCUGAAUUAGUACCACAGAACCUCUUCCCAAGAGCCAAGUCUCCCAACAUCCUCCAGUGCUUGAAUGCUCCUGUGCUCUCUGACAAUACCUGCCAAGAUGCCUACCCUGGUAAGAUCACCAGAAAUAUGAUCUGCCUGGGAUUUAUGGAAGGUAAAAAGGAUACCUGCCAGGGUGAUUCAGGAGGUCCUGUGGUCUGUGAAGGUCAACUCCAAGGCAUCGUUUCGUGGGGCAUUGGCUGUGCCAAGAAAGGGAAUCCUGGUGUCUACACCAAGGUCUGCAACUAUGUGGAUUGGAUUGAAAAGACCAUUGCUGACAACUAA
Trichosurus vulpecula (common brushtail) is the source of this 786-nucleotide messenger RNA. RefSeq names its product trypsin-like. The transcript has 4 exons. Gene Ontology annotation, biological process: proteolysis. The record is from RefSeq and is a predicted model, not a curated record. Gene Ontology annotation, molecular function: serine-type endopeptidase activity. Lineage: Eukaryota; Metazoa; Chordata; Mammalia; Diprotodontia; Phalangeridae. The coding region runs from base 1 to 786 and encodes 261 amino acids.